AUGGAAAGCACCUUUCUUCUCAUUUUUGCAUCAUUCAUGCUCAUUCAAACAUAUGGCGUAAGCCGCAGCAGCAGCAACAUCAUGAUCACGGCUUCAUCAAAUGUUACAUGUAUCCAAGGGGAGCGACAAUCACUGCUUGUAUUCAGACGAGGCCUUGCAGACGAAUCAAAUCGUCUAUCAACAUGGACUGGAUUAGAAUGUUGCGAGUGGCAGGGAGUUGGGUGUGAUAGGAGAAAUGGUCAUGUUGUCAAACUUGAUCUUCGAUCUCCAUCAUCUUUCAUGGACUACUAUAUAUCAUCAAACACAAGUACCUCGCUCAAAGGUAAGGACAAAAUAUUCCUGAAUUCUUCGGGUCUGAACCUCUCUAACUCAGGUUUCAGUGGUGUAGUCCCUCCUAAUCUAGGAAAUCUCUCAAGGUUACAAUAUCUUGAUCUUAAUGUCCAACAUAGGUACGACAUGGUACCUCUCCCUUAUGACGUUUCAUUGAUGGUAAAGAAUGAUCUGCGGUGGGUGUCCUUGUUGUCGUCGUUAAAGCACUUGGAUCUCUCAGGAAUAAAAAUCGGUAACCAUAUUGAUUGGUUCCAUCCGGUUAACAUGCUACCUUCAUUGCUUACACUGAACUUGGCCUCGUGUGAUAUACAUAUCUCCUCCAUAAAGUUCAUCAAUUUGACGUCUCUUAAUUCACUUGAUCUCUCUUCCAAUGGUAUCAACUCCACUAUUCCUGUUUCGUUAUCAAACCUUACUAGCCUUAUGCAUCUAUACCUUGAUUAUAACAACUUCCAUGGUCCAAUACCUGAUUCUAUUGCAACCUUGAGCUCUCUUUCUUACAUCAGACUUUCAUCAAACCAUUUGUCUGGUCCAAUACCUCCCUCACUUGGUAACCUAACCUCUCUAAGAGUACUCUCUCUAUAUGGUAAUCAAUUGAGUGGGGGCAUACCUGAAAGCAUUGGUCAAUUAUCAAUGCUUGAAACCCUUGAUCUUUUUUUUAAUCAUUUGAGUGGGAGCAUACCUGAAAGCAUUGGUCAAUUAUCAAUGCUUGAAAGCCUUUAUCUUUCUGGUAAUCGAUUGAGUGGGAGCAUACCUGAAAGCAUCGGUCAAUCAUCAAUGCUUGAAAACCUUUAUCUUUAUGAAAAUCGAUUGAGUGGAAGCAUACCUGAAAGCAUCGGUCAAUUAUCAAUGCUUGAAAGCCUUGAUCUUUCUGAUAAUCGAUUGAGUGGGAGCAUUCCAACUAGUAUUGGCCAGCUUUCAAACCUCAUUAAACUAGAUGUCGCUAAUAACUCAUUGGUUGGGGUUGUUUCGGAACAUCACUUCACCAAACUUCACAAUCUAACCAGAUUGUGGUUGUAUGAUAAUUCAUUAACGCUGAAUGUAAGCACUCAUUGGAUUCCUCCCUUCCAACUGGAGAGUUUUUCUGCACGCUCCUGCAACGUCGGACCUCAAUUACCAAAUUGGCUUCAGACGCAAACAAAUCUUGAAUAUUUAGGUCUUUCAAAUUCGGGUAUUGGAGAUACAAUACCAGAGUGGUUUGAGAACAUCACCUCUCAUCUCCAAGCACUGGAUUUGUCCCACAACCAGAUUGAUGGAAACCUAUCACGACUAAUUACAAGCCCAGGUCUCAUUUAUUUAGUUCUUGGGAAUAAUUCUUUCACCGGAAGCAUUCCAACGCACUUAUGCGAGUCGCUUCAAAUACAAUUACUUGAUUUAUCCGAUAAUAACUUCUCUGGAUUUCUUCCCAAAUGCUUUGGAAACUUGAUUGAGUUGCAGGUGAUGGAUCUUACAAAUAACAAUAUAACGGGUAAUGUUCCAAAGUCAUUAGGUUUCCUAUCAUACCUCAAGUCAUUACACUUGCACAACAACAAGUUUGAGGGCAAUCUCCCGACGACUUUGCAAAACUUGACAAACUUAGUCACCUUUGACUUAGGAAACAAUUUGUUCACGGGUAAUAUCCUUUCUUGGAUCGGGAAAAAAUUAUCCAGGCUUAAAAUUUUGAAUCUCCAAUCAAAUAAUUUCACGGGUGAGAUCCUACUUGAAAUCUGUCAAAACAACGCUCUACAAAAUUUAAACUUAGCAAACAAUAACAUAACAGGAAUGAUCCCUCGUUGCUUUUAUAACUUAACCGGUAUGAUCGUGACUAGUGUUGACUUUCAAUACAACCGCCCUGAAUAUGAAGAAAAUAUUGAGACUUGCAUAAAGGGUAUUCAAUUGAAGUACACAAAAACACUUAAAUUUCUUGUAUCCUUAGACCUCUCAAGCAACAAAUUCAUUGGUGGAGUUCCUGAUGUUUUGAUGAACCUUAGAGCGUUGAACAAUUUGAAUCUUUCUAGAAACUUGUUAAGUGGACAGAUUCCGUCAAAGAUUGGAGAUCUAAAGCAUAUGGAAUCUUUAGAUAUUUCGAUGAACUUGUUGUCUGGUCCCAUUCCUCCAAGUUUGGGUACCUUGAACUUUCUAAGCUACUUGAACUUAUCCUUCAAUAACUUAUCUGGUCAAAUACCAUUUGGAAAUCAGCUUCAAGCUUUAGGUGAUCCAUCAGCUAUAUAUGAAGGGAACAAUGAGUUAUGUGGGCCCACACUUUUUAAGAGUUGCAAUAGAAAGAACUUAUCAGACUCGUAUAUUAAUAAGGACAUAGGUAAAGAUUUUAUACAAGAUUUGGGGUUGUUAACUACCACAGUUUCUGGGUUUGUUGUCGGAUUUAUGGGACUAAUCGGUAGCUUAUACUUGAUAAAAGAAUGGAGGACAACUUACUUUGAUAUUAUAGAGAAUGUUUACAUAUGGCUCGUAUUAUCAAUUCUACUCACUCUUGCACAAAUACGGAGAAAGUUGUUCUACUGA
Molecule: messenger RNA, 2829 nt
Organism: Erigeron canadensis
Lineage: Eukaryota; Viridiplantae; Streptophyta; Magnoliopsida; Asterales; Asteraceae
Product: receptor-like protein EIX2
Exons: 3
Coding region: 1-2829 (942 amino acids)
Molecular function (GO): protein binding
Source: RefSeq, a predicted model, not a curated record